This is a messenger RNA of Conger conger (European conger), 3428 nucleotides long. RefSeq names its product base methyltransferase of 25S rRNA 2 homolog (gene samtor). The record is from RefSeq and is a predicted model, not a curated record. Lineage: Eukaryota; Metazoa; Chordata; Actinopteri; Anguilliformes; Congridae. Gene Ontology annotation, biological process: negative regulation of TORC1 signaling. The transcript is spliced from 5 exons. The coding region runs from base 15 to 1163 and encodes 382 amino acids.
ACCGGUGUAGUGCUAUGGAUCCGAUGAACAGCGCUUGUCCCGGCGAGAAAGAGACCGAUUAUGGGCAGUUUCACGCUGCCACGUUAUCAGGAGCAGGACGCAACAGCAAGAAAGACCAGGAGAAACUGUCCACGGUCGUUAAGAGUGUCCAUCGAAAGCUGCGGCGAAAAUACCGAGAAGUGGGGGAUUUUGAGAAGAUCUGGCGGGAGCACUGUGAGGACGAGGAGACGCUGAGCGAGUACGCGGUGGCCAUGAAGAGCCUGGCCGACACCCACUGGGCCCGAGCCUGCGAGGGGGAGGGCCGCAUCGAGUGGUGCCGCAGUGUCUGUCAGGAGUACUUCUUGAACGGAGGGAUGAAAAAGGUUUUGGAGAAGGACGAGAAGCGAGCGAGGCUUUCCUCGUCCCCCCCCUGCGCCCCCCCGCAGCAGAACAACGGACCCCACAGGUUGAGUGUUCAGACAGGGAGAAUCCGUCUCCUGGACGUGGGGAGCUGUUUUAACCCUUUCCUCCAGUUUGAUGAGUUCCUGACUGUGGGUAUCGACAUUGUGCCUGCGGUCCAGACGGUGCAUAAGUGUGACUUCCUGAACCUGCAGUUGCAGCCCCCCCUGCAGCUGGAGUGCGGGGCGGUGGACUCCUUCCUGCUGCACCUGCGCAGCCCCAUCGACGCCCUGCCGGCUCAGCUCUUCCACGUGGCCGUCUUCUCCCUGCUGCUCUCCUACUUCCCCUCGCCCUACCAGCGCUGGAUCUGCUGCAAGAAGGCCCACGAGCUGCUGGCCCUGCACGGCCUGCUGCUCAUCAUCACGCCCGACUCCUCGCACCAGAACCGGCACGCGCCCAUGAUGGCCAGCUGGAGGGUCGCCGUGGAGACGCUGGGCUUCAAGCGCUACAAGUACGUCAAGGCCUCGCACAUGCACCUGCUGGCCUUCCGGAAGGUGUCGCUGCAGACCGGGAGCGACCUGGUGAGCGGGAACUACCCGGAGAUGAUGUACAUCCCGCAGGACCUGGCGGGGCCCGAGGGGGAGAGCUGGGACCCGCCCGCCCCGCCCCGCUCCGAGGACGAGGACGAGAGGCUGGCCUGCGGGUUCCUGGAGCUGCCCGACGGCCCCUACGACUCCGACUCCGACAGCCAGGAGAGAGAGGAGGCCCUACUGCUGCACGGCUGAGCCUGGACACACACACACACACACACACAUACUCAUUCACACUCACACACACACUCACUAACACACUCUCACAAACAUACUCACACACUCUCUCACACACACACACACACACACACACUCACUAACACACUCUCACUCACACUCACUAACACACACUCUCACACACACACACUCACUCACACACACUCACACACACACACACUCACUCACACACACACUCACACACACACUCACAUACACACACAUUCAUUCACCUAUGCGCACAAGCGCCAUCGCAUGCACGCACACACAUAUACUGCGCAUACACAUGUCAACGCGCGCUCAUCUGUAUGCACACACACACACACACACACACACACACAGGCCUCUAUUCCAGCUGCCUCCUCACCGCGCCACGCCCUCUUCCUCUCACAGAAAAAGCGCCGCAGUUUGCACAGAGAGAAAGAGACGUCAACACAAGCGUGGUGUGUUUGUCUGUAACCCAUGGUAACGCGCCCGCUCAAACUCUCACACGUACCUGCUCAUGAAGGCGGCCCAGCAAACCCGAAGGUUCGCAUCUUCAGAAUGAGUUCAUCUUCGUUCAUCUUAUCCUUUCUUUUAACCUGUUACAUUUUCAGAAACCCUGAUAGAAAACUCUGAUAGAGAACCCUGAUGGAGUUCUUUGUGAAGCAGAAAUUACUCCGUUUUUUAAGGAUUCGGGCAAAGAAACCAGAACUUGGGGCGGCCUGCGGACGUGAGGGGCCCCUGUCUCACCCCCUCUGAGUGGGGGCCACACGCAUUCCGGGCCCCUGCGUUCACUUUCCAGCAACGCUUUGUCGGCCAUUUUGAAGGCACGGCCGCCAUCUUAAUCUGACACCUUUCUGGCUAACAAAGAUAUGCAGAGCUUUUAAAAAAACAAACAAAAAAACACCAUCGUUUGUAACAUUUUACACUUUUUUCAUAAUCGAAACAAAAGAUGAGAAAAUUGGUUUUGUGGAGAAUAAGAUUUUCACAAGAAUAAGGUUUUCUUUCUUUUUGAUAAUCGUAAACAUAUCAGCAUACUCGUAACGUGAGGCGUUCCAACUGCUAACCAUCCUCUGUUUCUCAGGUGGUUUCAUCAUAGAUGUGUACCCACAUAACAGAUACAGUAGAACAUAGAAAUGUUUCUGUUCUUAUUCCUCUCCUGCAGAACAGUUAAUCUGCAAAUUGAUACAAUUAAAUAUGAAAUAUUGUGCACUGGAACCAUCUUCAUACUAAUAUGGACACUUCAUCCAGAGUCGUUCAUCCAGAUCUGGGUCUUCAUCUUGACACAGUGGGGCCUCUCAGCCAAAAUGUACUCUUCGUCGCAAAUGUUUUUUACGAUGCCUUUGUGUCAGGCUGUCAGUGUUUUUUUUUGCAUUUCUUUGGAAUAUUUUUACCUCAGUGAGGUUUUUGCACUAAUAUCUUGUCCAGACUCUGUUCUGACUGCAUCUCUGCAAUAGCUUGUUGUGUCCCUACUAAGUACUGUAUAUUAACAUUGUAGAAAAACGGUUAGUUAUUCUUAACACUAGAGAAAUAGUUAACGUCAAACUUCUUUAUUGCAAUAUUUCCCUGAAAGAAAUGUGUGUGCGUAUGUGUAAUACUCUGUCUCUGAUAUUUUAUUAAUUGUUUUGUCUUCUGACACUCAGAUGAUACCAGAAAUAAUAAAAAUGAGCUUUUGCUCUGCGUAACGUACAGUACAGUACAGUACAGUACAGUAGAAGAAGUUGUCCGGUAUUACACUGAUAUUAUUACUCAUAUCUGAUAUUAGUGUGCUGUAGUCAUGGGGUCCUUGUUGUUAUCCGUUUGGGUCACUCCAGAAGGUGCCUUAUGUGUCAGUAUAUUCCUUCAGGAGGCCAAUGUGAAGCAGAAUAACAGCCAGAUUUGCCAAAUAUAACUUGCAGGCAUGAGUAGGCCCCAUGAUUUGCCACACCUGGUCAAAACAUUUCUAAAUAAAAGUCAUUUGGACGAUGGAAGACCACCCAAUUAGGAAAGAUAAUAAAGUAAUUGUAAUGUAACACCUCAGGAAUGAGGAUGCUUUCUAUGUAUGUGGGAAAGCAAAGCAGUGUUUUUACAGUGUUGUGUGUUCGCAGAAAGGGUUGCUAAACGCUGACACACAUUUCCGUAUGUAAUUCGUAUGUUUGGCUCACCGUCUGACGUCAUAACUGACUGUGUUUCUGCGUGUGCGCCAUUUUAGCUUCUAUACUGUAGGGCAACGAGGUGUGCUUGUUCAAUGUUUCUUCUUUUGAUAAACAAAUGUGAACACGA